AUUUGUUACUAUUCACACCCCCCUGCCUGCAUGUCUGAGCUAAGGGCAGGAAAAAAAAUGCUACAUGAACAGGGGCGGACUGACAAGUCAUGGGGCCCCCUGGGCAAUAGGGGAUCAUGGGGCCCCUGUGUCCUUGCCCAAACUCAAAAAAGCCUAUGAAAAAGGUACCAGGGGCAUCUCAUGGGGCCCCCUACUGACCCCGGGCCUCGGGCAGUGCCCGAGUUUCAAAAUGGUCAGUCCGCCCCUG
Molecule: messenger RNA, 247 nt
Organism: Staurois parvus
Lineage: Eukaryota; Metazoa; Chordata; Amphibia; Anura; Ranidae
Source: the annotation of a GenBank genome assembly